This is a messenger RNA of Monoraphidium neglectum, 705 nucleotides long. RefSeq lists its product as hypothetical. NCBI's taxonomy places the organism in Eukaryota, Viridiplantae, Chlorophyta, Chlorophyceae, Sphaeropleales, Selenastraceae. Bases 1 to 705 code for a protein of 234 amino acids. The record is from RefSeq and is a predicted model, not a curated record. The transcript has 5 exons.
AUGGCGACGCUGCGCGCGCUGGCCGCGGGCGAGGCCCAGCGGUUCAACCUGCUGUGCGUCGCGCUGGCGCUCUGGGGGAUGGCGCAGGGCUCAGGCCCCGUCCUUGACGCGCUGUUUGCGGACUCUGUGGCCACCGGAUCGCGCGCCGGCGUCUACACGGCCAACCAGAUUGCGGGCUUUCUCUCGCGCGCCGUCGGGCCACUGCUCUCCGCGUGCCUCUUCGCGCGCGGCGGCAACCAGUGGUCUUUGGCUGUGCUUGGCCGGGUCAUGCUGGCCGGCCAGCUGAUUGCGCUGGCGCCCUCCUGCCUGAUGCUGUUCUUCCUCCCGUCAGACCUUGGCGCAGAGAUGGUGCCGCUGGGCCUCACCCUGUGCAGUGUGGCCGCGCGCGCCGUCAGCCGGCGCACCGGCCGGGUUCAGACAAUUGCCGCGUUCAAGGCGACAGGCAUCAGCCUGCUGGUCACAAUUGCGGCGCGCCGCGACCUCUGGCGGCGGCCCGCCCUGAUGCUGCCCAUCUACGUUGCGCGGACAUGCCUCAUGAACGCCACCCCAGCCCUACAAAAGUCGAUUCUGAUGGACUACGCCCCAAAGUCCCAGAGAGGCCGCUGGAACAGCCUGGACGCGGUCACCUCUUUUGGCUGGAGCGGGUCUGCCCUGGUCGGCGGCUACGUCAUCCGCUGCCACGGCUUCGACGCGGUGUUCUUGUGA